AGUUUUCGUGAUCUGUAUAAUAGGAUCAGAGUGCAGUUCUUUGGUGCCCGAAUCACUUAUAAUAAUAAAUUAAAAAAUAAAGAUGUCUGAAAGAAUACGUUCACCCACAUCAGCCAAAGUUGUAGCAUGGUUAUUCAUAAUUUUGUUCAUCGUUAGUAUAGUAUACAUAAUUAUACAGCUAAUUAAAAAUCAAGCAAAAGGGGCAAUAACCAAUAUUGUUGGAAGUGCUAUUGAAAUUUUAUUUAGUUCGUUGAUUUUAGUUGGCCUAAAAAGAAAUUCUCGCUAUUGUUUGCUACCCUGGCUAAUACUAAAUGGUUUAUUGGCAGUAGGUUGUUGUAUAUUUGCUGCAUAUUUCCUGGUAACAUUAAACUUUCUAGUGUUUUUUGUAUUCGCCUUUAUAACAGGUUAUAUAAUUAUAGGAUUUUUUAUUGUAAAAAGUAAUUUUAUAAGAAUGGGUUCCGUUUCUAGAAAUCCUCAGGCAAAAGUUUAAUUAAUAUUACUUUAAAUAACAUAGUGUCAUAUCAAAACUGUAACAAUAAUGUUAUUUUUAGACAUAAAUAAACAUUCUUAAAUAA
This is a messenger RNA of Brassicogethes aeneus, 575 nucleotides long. The record is from the annotation of a GenBank genome assembly. Lineage: Eukaryota; Metazoa; Arthropoda; Insecta; Coleoptera; Nitidulidae.